AAAACACAAAGGAACUUGAGUCUAUUAUUCCAUUCUGUUAUCAAUUAGAAGACCAUCAUCAUAAUAAGCAUUUUGGCCGAUCACUGGUUUUGGUCAUAAUCAUGGUCUGCGUUACCAUUUCAUUGGGUUCUGUUGGAAUUGGAAUAUGCAUUUUCCGUGCCAGGCAUCAUGGCAAGCUUGAAAAUAAGGCCACAAAAAAUGGAGACUUGUUCUCAAUUUGGAACUAUGAUGGCAAAAUUGCAUUUGAGGACAUCAUUGAAGCCACACAGGACUUUGAUAUCAGAUAUUGCAUUGGAACCGGGGCUUAUGGUAGCGUCUACGAAGCGAGACUUCCAAGUGACAAAACUGUUGCAUUAAAGAAGCUUCACAAAACAGAAUCAAAAAAUCCAUCCUAUUACAAGAGCUUCUGCAAUGAAGUUGAGGUCUUGACAGAGAUUCGCCACCGCAACAUCAUUAGGCUUUAUGGCUACUAUUUGCAUAACAGAUGCAUGUUUUUGGUGUACGAAUACUUGGAAAGAGGAAGCUUAUUCUGUAACUUGGCCAACGAGAUGGAAGCACAAGAGUUGAAGUGGAGCAAGAGGGUGAAUAUCAUCAAAGGGACAGCUUAUGCUCUUGCUCACAUGCAUCAUCAUUGUCCUUCUCCUAUUGUUCAUAGAGAUGUCAGCAGCAACAAUGUUCUGCUGAAUUCAGAGUUAGAAGCUUGUGUCUCAGAUUUUAGCACAGCGAGACUUCUUGAUCCUGAUUCAUCUAACCAAACUCUUUUAGUUGGCACUUAUGGAUAUAUUGCUCCAGAAUUGGCAUACACCAUGAGUGUGACUACAAAAUGUGAUGUUUAUAGUUUCGGAGUGGUGGCAUUAGAAACAACGAUGGGUCAUCACCCAAGAGAAUUCAUGUCCACUAUGACAAAGCCAUCUACUCAACAAUUAUUGGUGAAAGAUGUGUUGGAUCCACGGAUUCCACUUCCGAAAUCUCGGAAAGAAAUGCAAGAUGUUGUGCAUGUUGUAAAGCUAGCAUUAGCAUGCCUCUCCUCUGACCCAAAAUCCAGACCAUCAAUGCAGGAUGUGGCUAAUGAGUUUUCAGCUUCCAAGACUUCAAUGAAUUCUUCUUUUUUUUGA
Arachis duranensis is the source of this 1115-nucleotide messenger RNA. Its product is annotated as MDIS1-interacting receptor like kinase 2-like. Lineage: Eukaryota; Viridiplantae; Streptophyta; Magnoliopsida; Fabales; Fabaceae. The transcript has 2 exons. The record is from RefSeq and is a predicted model, not a curated record. The coding region runs from base 102 to 1115 and encodes 337 amino acids. Gene Ontology annotation, biological process: protein phosphorylation. Gene Ontology annotation, molecular function: protein kinase activity; ATP binding.